AUGACAUUUUAUUGGGGAAAGACGGUGGAGAUCCUCUUCGUCGGCUGGCCUGGUCGGAGCUUUUUCUCUUACACCGUUGCUUUAAUCUUUGUUUUUCUUCUCGCCUUCACCGUGGAAUGGCUCUCACACACUAAAUUCACCACUCUCGUCGUUGGCAACCUCACUGCCGGCCUGGUUCAGACCAUCCUAUACGGUGUUCGGGUGGGAUUGGCUUUCAUUGUCAUGCUGGCCGUCAUGUCAUAUAAUGUUGGAGUUUUGCUAGCGGCAGUAACUGGAUAUUCAAUGGGGUUCUUGGUUUAUGGGAGUGGAGUAUUUAGUAGAUCGAAAGUUGAUCAAAAUUUAAAUUUAGAUUUGUCUGAUCUUCCACCACUUAAUUGUUAG
Molecule: messenger RNA, 381 nt
Organism: Cucumis melo (muskmelon)
Lineage: Eukaryota; Viridiplantae; Streptophyta; Magnoliopsida; Cucurbitales; Cucurbitaceae
Product: copper transporter 1-like
Exons: 1
Coding region: 1-381 (126 amino acids)
Biological process (GO): copper ion transmembrane transport; intracellular copper ion homeostasis
Cellular component (GO): plasma membrane
Molecular function (GO): copper ion transmembrane transporter activity
Source: RefSeq, a predicted model, not a curated record